Molecule: messenger RNA, 1280 nt
Organism: Suillus fuscotomentosus
Lineage: Eukaryota; Fungi; Basidiomycota; Agaricomycetes; Boletales; Suillaceae
Exons: 7
Coding region: 58-891 (277 amino acids)
Source: RefSeq, a predicted model, not a curated record
CGUGCAAAUCGUGGGGAACUGGAAAUCGUCCUCCACGGGAACAUCAGAGUCAAAGUCAUGUCGAUGGGCCGCAGAGUCUUGUUGGCGAGUAGCGAUGCGCUCCGUGUCAGGACGAGUGGCACGGGACGGAGCCUUCGCAACAGCGCAAGUCUGUUUGCUCGUUUGCGAAAAGGGUUCAGGAAGAUGUUCCGGAUCAAAAUGACGUCGCGCGUGCAACAAAUGCUUGAAGACGAAGACUGGGUACUGCUGAGAAGCGGCGAACCACGUUCUCGAUACUCCUUGAUACUCAAUCAACCUCCGGAGCAAAAAGGAAGAGACGACGGAAACGCCAUCGUCAACGAUAUGGUAAUCUGUGAUAACAAGAGAAUCAGGAGGAACGAGAGUUCAUGCACAGAGCGCACGGCAGUCGACGAAGACGCAGCCAUGAACACGCUUCCAGCAACUAACACCACCAUAUCUUUACUCAACCUCUUGCUGGCCGUUUCUGUAUCUGGUUUCGCCGUCUUCGGAUCAUCUUUCUUUAUAUUUGCCGCCACUUAUUAUCCUCAGAGAUGGCGUUGCGAGCGAGUCUGGGGCGGUGAUAUUUCUUUUGGCUCGGCUAAGGACACGCGGUGCUCCCCCUCAUCUGCAGGUAUAAUUUGCUACCUAGCCGAUCUGUCGACUACCGUCAUUCAGGCCCUCCACACCAUAACUUCGGGCAUCCAGUACCCGGUAUAUGUUGAACAACACUACGAGGGAACUUCGGAAAAUACCGUUAACUCAGACACGUACGUUGGAAUGAAGCGCUGCAAUAUUUCACAGACUGAGAAGGUCGCACAUUUGGGUAGUAUUUUGGCCGUGAUCUGGAUCCGAUGGCUUUUGCCGGGCAGUGCAGACAGAUGUCGACAGUGAGAUAUCUGUCAAUAGGAAGCAAAGACAAAAUAGAAUGCGCACGCGCACAGCAGUGUGGACGCGACUGCGGAGCCGAGGCUCCUGCCGGCAAACAAGGCGACUCUGACACACAGACCAUGUGAUUGACCCGAAUCAAUCAUAUUGUGGGGCGUAGAAUCCAAAACCAUUGUAUGAAUGAAUGUAGACGCAUGGCCUGUACGAUACAAUACGCUUCACGUGGAGUGGUGGGAGAAGACGGUCAACGAAUAGCCACUCAAACUCAACCCUCAAAAAUUUAUGACUCUCAGGUACUGAACGGACCACCCAUGCCAUGCGUGGCUGUUCUCCGCAUCAUGGCAGCCCGGAAAUUGACGGUGCCAAUCCCGUUCGGUCCUAGUAUCGGCAACGAC